This is a messenger RNA of Octopus sinensis (East Asian common octopus), 2125 nucleotides long. Its product is annotated as frizzled-9-like. Gene Ontology annotation, cellular component: plasma membrane. Gene Ontology annotation, molecular function: Wnt receptor activity; Wnt-protein binding. Gene Ontology annotation, biological process: canonical Wnt signaling pathway; non-canonical Wnt signaling pathway. The transcript has a single exon. The record is from RefSeq and is a predicted model, not a curated record. The coding region runs from base 274 to 2046 and encodes 590 amino acids. Lineage: Eukaryota; Metazoa; Mollusca; Cephalopoda; Octopoda; Octopodidae.
UCACUCUCCCUCUCUCCUUCUCUCUGUGUCUCUCCUUACCUCUUGUUCUGUCGGUUGUUUUUAUUCUCGGGCUGUUUUCGCUGUUGAGCAGUUUGUCUGUCGUAGCGUUGAGGAAUGGAACAACGACAAUGGACUCUAGCAGAACGGACAUCUAUAUAACAACAACAACACUCACCACUAUAUAGAGACCCAGCCUCGUCCCUCUAACCAUUGUUUGUAACAACAACAUCAACAACAACAGCGUCAAUACCGCGGAGUUGCUUUGUUGUCGAUAUGACUUGGUCAUCGUGCGUUUUGAUCGUGUUGUUGUCAGUGGUGGGCCAAGAUCUGGUGACCGGUUUUACUUCGACCUCUGACCGUCAGCACGAGCGAUGUGAACGGAUUACUAUACCCAUGUGUAUGAACAUGCGGUACAACAUGACGAAAAUGCCCAACUUGCUUGGCCAGAUCAACCAAAAAGAUGCGGCUAUCCAAGUGCACGAGUUCCUACCGUUAGUAGAACUAGGUUGUUCCAAGUUACUUCGCUUUUUCCUGUGUUCUUUCUACGCUCCAAUGUGUACAGAAAUGGUCAACGCUGUCCUAGUGGUGUCCGCUUGCAGAUCGAUGUGUUUGGAAGUAAAAUCUAAGUGCGAACCUGUCCUCAAGAAUUUGAUGUUCACCUGGCCAGCAUCGCUUGAUUGUCAACAGCUUCCCGAGCACUCCAAUAAAAAACACCUUUGUAUGGAAGCCCCAAAUGUCACAGACGAACCCGACAUGCAACCAGAGACUGUCAACGCCGAGUGGUGGAAUAUUGUCCAGUCAUUCAAGGAUAAAACACAUGACGGCCACAACAGGAGAUUACAUUUUGGAGGACAGUAUGGCCAUAACCGCGACAUCGGUUCUACACACACCCUGUGUCCAGACCGGUUUGUCUACGUUGACAAACAUGGGGGUCAUAAUUACUCUUGCGCCCCACGCUGUAAUAUUGAUGUUUACUUCAAACAAGAAGAUAAAAGAUUUGCGAAGAUCUGGCUCCUUGUAUGGGCAACCUUUUGCUGCAUUUCAACCACCAUCACCGUUCUAACCUUUGCAAUUGAUACAUCACGUUUUAAGUACCCCGAAAGGCCGAUCAUUUUUCUGUCCAUGUGUUACGCUAUCUAUUCUGGAGCUUAUAUGAUUCGAGGUAUUACUGGACCUAAUUCUAUAUCGUGUGACCGUCUUCGAGACGGCACUGAAUUCUUGAUACAAGAAGGACUCGAAAGUACUUGGUGUAUUAUAGUAUUUCUAAUACUUUACUAUUUCGGUAUGGCCAGUGCCAUAUGGUGGGUGAUACUGACCCUUACGUGGUUUUUGGCUGCUGGACGCAAAUGGGUCCAGGAAGCUAUUGAAUCACUUAGUAGCUAUUUCCAUGUGGCCGCUUGGGCGAUUCCGGCCGUGAAAACCAUUAUAAUUCUGACAAUGCGCCGGGUUGACGGAGAUGAAUUAACAGGACUUUGCUUUGUAGGUAACCAAGACAUCGUCGCCCUGACGGGAUUUGUUAUCACUCCUUUGCUCAUAUAUCUUAUCAUUGGAACGAUCUUUAUAUUUGCCGGUUUCUUUGCCAUGUUCAAAAUACGGCGAAAUUUGAAACAAGACGGUACAAACAUUCGCAAACUCGAAAAACUGAUGGCCAAAAUUGGUAUAUUCUCGGUUCUGUAUACACUGCCGGCGACUUGUGUUAUAGGAUGUUACUUUUACGAAAGGAUUAACUUCGACAAUUGGAAAACAGAAGCAAUGCGUCGCCGGUGCCGAAGCAAUCGGAACGGCGAAAAAGAUUGCUCUCUGUCACACUCUAUACCGACUAUCGAGGUGUAUAUGUUGAAAAUUUUCAUGUCUUUAAUCGUUGGAAUUACCAGUGGAAUGUGGGUAUGGAGUUACAAAACAGUGAACUCGUGGAAAAAUUUCUUUUCCAGCCGUUUUUCACGUCGGAAACAUAUAUACCACGGAAAUUACCAACAGGCGCCUGUGUUUUUGAUGAAGACACGAGGGCAAAAACUUGUUCCCAAAAAUGUGGGAACCAGAGUAUGAGAAAAUAUCGAUUUCUAGUCUUAUUUCGAUUUUAUAUUGAUUUUUUUUUUAAGUAUUGUUUUCUUAUCUAUUUGCUAAA